This is a messenger RNA of Magnolia sinica, 2192 nucleotides long. RefSeq names its product transcription initiation factor TFIID subunit 12. Lineage: Eukaryota; Viridiplantae; Streptophyta; Magnoliopsida; Magnoliales; Magnoliaceae. Gene Ontology annotation, biological process: RNA polymerase II preinitiation complex assembly; DNA-templated transcription initiation. The transcript has 8 exons. The record is from RefSeq and is a predicted model, not a curated record. Gene Ontology annotation, cellular component: SAGA complex; SLIK (SAGA-like) complex; transcription factor TFIID complex. Gene Ontology annotation, molecular function: DNA binding; TBP-class protein binding; protein heterodimerization activity. The coding region runs from base 228 to 1511 and encodes 427 amino acids.
AAAAACACGGAUGGACGGGGUGGAUUUCUCACAAACAUCACAGGUGAGCCCCACCUAGCUUCCCGUCGCAGGAACUUCCAGCGGAAGGCUUUCUCAGGAAAUCUGCGUCCCAGCCUUGCGGGGAGAGAGGAAGAGAGAAACAGAAGAAGUAGAAGAAGACGACGACGACGACGACGACGAGAAGAGAGGAAGACGAAGAAGAGGAGAAGAAAUUCCAAGGUCAUUGUAUGGGAAGAGGCCCAUCUAUGGGUUCUCCUAGUUCUUCAUCACCCGGUACGCCACCAAGUUCGCAGCCUCAAUCGCAACCAUGGAUGUCGUCAGCCCAAGGAAAAGUGCAUCAACCUUCCUUACCAUCCCCUCAAUAUAGGCCACAUUUGAGGCCACAAACGUUCCAACAGAGACCGCACCUUCCGCAACAACACCAGCAUCCCUUGCAAACCACUUCUCACCCAAUACCGGCUUCCCAACAGCAACAGCAUCUAUCGUCACAAUCACAUCAGUCCCAGGAACACUUCGGUCAACAGUACCCUCCACCAAGGGCCCAACAACCGGUGCAACAUCAACAUCAGCCUAUGCGACCUCCUGCAUUGGCGAGUCAGAAGUCUAUUUCCCCGGGGACCGUGCAACCUGGCAUGGUCCAGUCAGGGCCUACCACCAUGAUGGGUAGUACAGAUGCUGCUGAAUCCGGCAACCAGAUUUUAAGCAAGAGAAGCAUCCAUGAUUUAGUCACCCAGAAAUUCCAAGGCCAUGGUAUGGGGAGAAUCACAUCUAUGGGUUCUCCUAGUUCUCCAUCACUCGGUACGCCACCAGGUUCGCAGCCUCUUUCACAGCCAUGGAUGUCGUCAGCCCAAGGAAAAAUGCAUCAACCUUCCUUACCGUCCACUCCGUAUAGGCCACACAUGAGGCCACAAACGUUCCAACAAAGACCGCACCUUCAAUCACAUCCCUUGCCAACCACUUCUCACCCACAGCAAAUGCCUACUUCCCAACAGCAGCAACAUCAAUCACAUCAGUCCCAGGAACACUAUGGUCAGCAAUUCCCUUCACUAAGGGCCCAACAACCGGUGCAACAUCAACAUCAGCCAAUGCGACCUCCUGUAUUGGCAGGUCAGAAAUCUAUUGCCCUGGGGAGCAUGCAACCUAGCAUGGCCCAGUUGGGGCCUACCACAAUGAUGAGUAGUACAGAUGCUGCUGAAUCUGGCAACCAGAUCUUAAGCAAGAGAAGCAUCCAUGAGUUGGUCACCCAGAUCGAUCCAUCUGAGAAGUUAGAUCCUGAAGUUGAAGAUGUUCUUGUGGAGAUUGCUGAGGAUUUCGUCGAAUCUAUAACAACAGUGGCUUGUUCUUUGGCCAAGCACCGCAAAUCAACCACUUUGGAAGCGAAGGACAUUCUAUUACAUUUAGAGAGAAACUGGAAUAUGACACUACCUGGUUUUAGUGGAGAUGAGAUUAAAAGCUGCAAGAAGCCGUUCAUGAAUGAUAUCCACAAGGAGCGGCUUGCAGCGAUGAAUUAGUCAUUGGGCGGAUGAACCUGGGAACUUGAAGAUUAUGGCCAAGAGGAUGACAUCUUGAAAUUUCUCCCUUUAGUCAUAUUAUUUUGUGAGAUGAACAAAAUAGGGGAUGAUCAUGUUGGAGUGGUCCAGAUCUUUGUACCAUCCCCAUAUAUUGUUUUACGUCUCUCCUUUUUUCCUUCUGAAAAAGGGUAUUUUUCCUUUUUUAGGUUUGCACAAAGUAGAAACCAUGUGUACAUUGGCAUUUGUUUCUUCUAUUGUUGUAUGAACUUGUAAUUUAUUAAAAGAAUGGGCUAUCUGCCUUUGCACAAGCGCAUUUUCAUGCAUACAUAUGCAUGUCACUAUUAGCAGAGGAUUUAUUUAGUCCUACUCAUUAGCAAUUGUACAGUUGGCUGACGUGUAGGAUUUCGUACCUGUGGUGAUCCAAACUGCUGAUCUGAUGAUGGGGGAUGCCUAGAAUAUCUUCCAGGUAGAGCUGGGCAUCAAGUCGAGUCGGACCGAGUUAGGGCUGACCUGACUCGAUCUAGUUUUGAAAAAGGCCUGACCCGAACUCAAUCCGACUUGGUGUCGAGUCCAGCAUGCCUGACUCGAUCCGAGUUCGGGUCUGGCCUAAUCCGAACUGAGUCCGAUCCGGUCAGAAAUACCGAGUUGGCACUGAGUUGGAUCAGCCCAGGCCGCUCCAUU